ACCGACCCCAACCCCAACAACAACAACAACCAUUAACGUUCCAAAUGAAACGCAAAAAGGUCCAAUUGUUAUUUUCUCCAACGUUUUCGGCAUUUAUACUGACGUAAAGAUGGCUCUAUAGUUUGCGCGCAAGCAAAAACCAAACGCACCUAGGUGCCCCAAACACAACAAAAUGGAAACGUAUAAAAAACAAUCUGCCAUCAUGGCAUCUUCACAACAACAAGACACACCGCAAAUACAACCAUUCACAUUCUUCGGACCGGACUUCACUUUACCAACAAAAAACAUAUCGUUGACUUCUGAUUUUGAUUCUGAAUAUGGACGCAUCAUUUCAAGAAACCAUGGAGAGUUUGCAGUUGCCCAAGGAGCUGUACUGGGACCUCAAGCUGGAGCCGCAAUCCCCAACAUCGGCGUUGGGCUCCGAUCUGCUCUCGCUUACUGACCCAUCAGAUGCGGAGUGGCUAUAUGACGAUAACUUUGCAAAUGGCAUUACUCUUAUUGGCGACGAAGAAGCUCUAAGCCUGAACGAGGCAGCCUCUCUGGAGCUGCUCAGCGACGAGGAGUUGGUUGUGGAGAUCUUCGACCUGAAGGAUGAAGAAUGCAUUCUGGAUCAAAAGGCUACCAUCAGCUGCAACGAUUAUGAGAGGAACAGCUAUCAUCCCGACAUCGAUGUUGUCAGCCAGCCGAUAAUACCGGUCAACAAAGUACAAUUCGCUGCUUCACUCGAUUCUUCCGCCGAUUACCAGCUCGGCGAUUCCCCAUCCCUCAUCCUUCAGCAAUUGACGCCGCCGCAGUCUCCGCCUCAAUUCGAUGCUUACAAGCAGCCAGUGGAAUCGCCACAGCUCGUGCCUGUUAAGGCCGAGCAGAAGCAAUGCUAUACUCCUGAUGCUACAAGUGCGGCAGCCGCCACGCCCUUUAACUUCAACAACUGGGUAGGCGGCAGCGAAAUCGCACGCGAGAACCAACUGGUCGAUGAUAUCGUCAACAUGCGUGCCAAGGAGCUCGAGUUGACCACAAACUGGCAGCAGUUCAACGACGACUCGGAAUCUCAGGCCUCUUCUUCGCUGGAUAGCAGGAGUACAGGCAGCGGAGUGAACGGCAGCAUAGCGGACGCAGAUGAAGACUGGCUUCCGGAGCCCACGAGCAGUUGCUCCUCGCCAGCUCACACAAACGUGGAGCAGUCUGUGGCCAAGCCAAAGAAGCGUACUCGCACGUAUGGUCGCGGUGUAGAGGAUCGCAAGAUCCGUAAAAAGGAGCAGAACAAAAACGCGGCCACACGAUACCGCCAGAAGAAGAAGCUCGAAAUGGAGAACGUGGCGGGCGAGGAGCACGUGCUGUCGCAGGAAAACGAGCAGCUUCGCCGCACUCUGCAGGAUCGUCGGAACGAGAUGCGCUAUCUGCGCCAGUUGAUUCGCGAAUUCUACCAAGAACGCAAGCGCUAGCAGUUAUCUCUCUUUCAUCCAAAUUUUAAUGUCGUUUGCAAAGUUAUCGUUAUUGCUAAAACCCAAACUCAUCCAGAUUCUGACAACAACAGCAUAAUGUUUUAAUGUAACCCACACAACAACAAUCACCCGCUUACCCAAAGCCUUUGAAAACAACCAUGCACGCAGUCUACUGUCUUGGCCUUCAUUUUUGGCACUAAUGACGAGUCUCCGAGCUCUGAACUAAUCCUUGCCAGUGGAGGUCCAUGACAAGCCUAUAUCCCAAUAAACACAGUUCAAAGAGCCACUUUAUAGCGGCAAUAGAGUUUAUAGAAUGCGGCUGCUGCACUAGUUGGAAAAUGAUUUUGUUUUUUGACAUUGGCAUACAUCUUGACAAUUGUAAUAGAUUUAUUUUAUUGAUUUUUCAACAGUACAAUAUAAUACAGAAUAUUAUUCUACAUGUAUCAGCAAUAAAUCAAAAGGGUUUUUAAA
Molecule: messenger RNA, 1913 nt
Organism: Drosophila takahashii
Lineage: Eukaryota; Metazoa; Arthropoda; Insecta; Diptera; Drosophilidae
Gene: crc
Product: bZIP transcription factor crc
Biological process (GO): regulation of transcription by RNA polymerase II
Cellular component (GO): nucleus
Molecular function (GO): RNA polymerase II transcription regulatory region sequence-specific DNA binding; DNA-binding transcription activator activity, RNA polymerase II-specific
Source: RefSeq, a predicted model, not a curated record